AUGGAUGCAUUCGCGGAAAAAAUGAGGAACUUCGUUGCGCCAAACCCUUCUCCUCGAAACCCACGCGUCAGCAGAGAGUCCAGCCAUGCAGACCUAAUCGAGGAAGGCUAUCAAGCCGACGGCCAUAAAACAUGGGGCUAUGUGAUCUACCGCACAACAUAUGAGAGCGAUGCAGACUGGGCCGACUUCAUGGGGCGCCUACGAUGGUGGACGACAGACGCUAUGGACUUAUUCAACGGUCAGGAUGUCCUGGACCGCAUGACAUGGACUGUCUUUGACGACCGCGAGCGCUUUGACGGCGCAGACACGGCGGCCAUCCGCCGCCACUUCCGUGCAUGGGCAGAGACAGCUGUACAAAUUGAGCAGCAGUCUGACGCGGUUGAUGCCCCUCCAGUCAGUCAGGGCCGCUCUCCACGCUAUAGAUACUGCAUACAAGUCGAUGCGGACGCACUGAAUUCCUGCGUGCACGAAGGUCCGCCACCACCUGACUGUAGGCAUGAGCAAGCGUGCUGGGUGAAAGUCAUUGACAAGAACUGGAUCCCGCGCCAUGAGAAUCCGAUAUUUGCUGGGAAACAGCCGCAUCCUCACGCGUACGACUAUGAGCCCAUCAAUGGCGUGACAGAAGAGCACAUUGGUUGGCUCAAAUCUCCGCUGUCCGCCGUCAUGACCGAGUACUACCAUCUAUUUCGCGAUCCCAAUGGAUGGAUGAUUGUGUACCGACGACCGCCAAAGGUAGUCGGGUAUGGAUGGGACUAA
Aureobasidium pullulans EXF-150 is the source of this 756-nucleotide messenger RNA. RefSeq lists its product as uncharacterized. The record is from RefSeq and is a predicted model, not a curated record. The transcript has a single exon. The coding region runs from base 1 to 756 and encodes 251 amino acids. NCBI's taxonomy places the organism in Eukaryota, Fungi, Ascomycota, Dothideomycetes, Dothideales, Saccotheciaceae.